CACUUUUUGAUGAUCAAUCUUAAUCAAACCCAAUUGAAGUUAAUCAGAUGAAAGAUGAAGUAAAGUAAUCUGACAUCAAGUUGGUAGUCAAUUUUACUCAACAGUUUUUAUUAUUAGUCUUUUCGUCGAUACUAACGACCAUCUCACACUUAUUCCUGAAACAUGAACAUCAUCUAGUUGAGAAGCAAACAUUUUCUUGUCUUUUCCUGCCUUAUGUAUCUUGAUGGUCCAUCACGAUUGUGACAACUUUUUUCACUCCCACCUUUCAUUAGAUGUUAACCCAAAUUGAUUUACAUUUUUGCCGAAUUCAAAGUGACAGUUUGUUCACUUUGUCCUGGUCAACUGACAUUGACCUUCAACUGUAAACAUCGACCUUUUUUGCCGCUCAAGUGAUCUGAAUUUACUUCGCAAUCAUGCGACUUUCCAGUGUCAACCUGUGUAAUGUAACAAUUUUUUUGUGCCUUUUAGUUGUUCUCAAUUUUAUGAGUUCAACCCUUCAAUCGGAGGUUACCUUUAACGAUGAUUUAGAUGAGGAUUAUCUCGACGAAGAAGCCUUGGAUAAGCGUAAUUUUGUUAAUAAAUCUCUUCGAUCAUCUCGUCUGUCCAACAUGUCAUUGCGAUUUACAAGUCGAGAGUCACCUUUAGUUGAACCUUAUGUUCGCCUUUCUUCCUCUCUUUUCAAACCUUUUCGUUAUCAAAUUUACUGGGAUCUUUCAGAAGGAAUUGAAACCUUUUCAGGAACAGUGCGAGUCUCCUUCAUUGUGCUGUCAUCGACUCGAUCCCUUGCCAUUCAAGUCAACACGCUCAACAUAACUUCACUUUCCCUCAACUAUCAAGAUACCAAUGAGGAAAUCAUUGUCUCCAAAAGCUGGCUUGACAAGUCAAACAUUUAUGCAAUCGAGACUCAAUCCAAUGUAACGGAUAAUCGACUCAUCACAAUGUUCAUACAAUUCAAAGGUACUUUUCAAACUUUUGGGUUUCUCAUUCACCAGUCAACAACUCCAACACCCAGAUACACUUAUAUGACCAAAUUUGAGCCAAUUCAUGCUCGUAAAGCUUUCCCUUGUUUCGAUGAGCCCGAUAUGAAGGCUCACUUUAAAAUAAGCGUUAAACACAAUUCAUCGUUAACAGCCUAUUCCAAUAUGCCAUUGGAAAGUAUCAAAAAGUUUGAUGGUAAAACUGAUGAUAAUGGAAAUAAUUGGCACAUUUCAGAGUUUCAAGAAUCACCACUCAUGACAACCUAUCUUGUUGCCCUUGUUGUUUGUGAUUGCCACCGGUCUGUGGCUUCAACUUCACAAGGAGUUGAGUUAGGAAUAAUAACAUUGAAAGAAGACGCAAACAAAACUGAUUAUGCCUUAUCAAUUGCAGUUAAGUGUAUGGAAUUUUUCCAACAAUACCUUGGAAUUGGAUACAAAUUUCCAAAAUUAGACAUCUUUGCUGCACCACAUUAUCCUUCAUUUGGAAUGGAGCAUUCAGGCCUCAUCAUACAAUUUUACAAUCGUAUUCUGUACCAGAAAGACGGUAAAUAUGAGGUUUACAAUAAAGAAUGGAUUCUGUAUACGACAGCUCACGAAAUUGCCCAUCAGUGGUUCGGCAAUUUGGUUACACUGCGUUGGUGGGAACAUACAUGGCUUAAUGAAGGUUUUGCGACAUAUUUUGCUACCAAAGCAGUUGACUUUGUUGAUCCUGAAAUGUCUAGUGAUGACUUGUUCUUGAUCAAUCGAUAUCGAACCUCGCUUUAUUAUGAUUUAAAAGGAAUUUAUACUCCAUGGAAUCGUACCAUUGCUCCAAUCACCCAUUCCAAUCAAAUUAAACAAUCAUUCAGUUGGCUGAGCUAUCAAAAGGGUGGCAGUAUCUUGAGAAUGAUGGAAGACUUUUUAGGAUCGGAUAACAUCAACAAAUUGAUGAGAUCAUAUUUAACCAAAUUUGCCGAUUCCAAUGUUGAAACCAAUGAUUUCAGUGAAGAAGCUGGAAAAUAUUAUUCAGAGAUCAAUAUGACGGAAUUUAUCGAUUCAUGGACUAAACAGUCUGGAUGUCCGAUAAUAAAUGUUGUCUGGAAUAACGAUGGAACUGUUCGCUUAAGUCAAUUGUCAUCUUUAGCUCACAAAUCAAUCAGGGAAGCUUCAAAAAAUUCAGAUUCUAACGAUUCUCUCAUCAAUGCAACCGAUCCCGAAAGAAGCUCACCUCAUAUUGACUCAUCUUCCUCUUCCUCAUCCCCAAAAUUCAACAAGUCUAUCAAUGAAUCAUCUGUUACUUGGUUGAUUCCAAUAACAUAUAAAACCUCUGAUGGUUUUUCUGGGUUAAUCUGGUUAACCAAAGCCCAUCAAGAUUACAAGCUAUGUGACAAUUGUUCCUGGGUUGUGUUCAAUGUAAACAAAAAGGGCUACUAUGUGGUCAACUAUUCACCCAGUCAAUGGUUAGUGUUGAUUGACGCUCUUUCCAGUGAACCUGAAUCCUUUACAAGUGAAACUUUUACCGGCCUUUUACUAGAUGGCUACCAUCUCUGUGAACUUGGACUCAUGGAAGUGUCCACUUUUUUCAGCUUACUGUCAAACAUUAAACGCUAUUCAAACCUGGCUUCUCUUUCAUUGGCCCUUUCCACAUCCAAAGUACCCUUCGGUGCUCCUGCUUUUGGUGAAGGUCGAUAUCUUUUGAAUGAAUUUCGUCGCGAUCUUAUUGAAUCAAUUUACCAUAAAGUUUCAAUGACUCAAAAAUCAUACAAUGAAGAUUAUGCCAAAAUGAUUUUACGAUACGAGCUUCUUGAAGAUGCAUGUGAAAUGAAAGUACCAGAUUGCUUGAAAGAUGCAUCAAACUAUCUCUUGUCAUGGAUUAAUGACAGUUCCGCUUAUAUUCCCGUUUACAUGCAAAAUGUAGUCUUUCGCUAUGGAAUGGCAACUCUUAAUAACUUUACUUAUUGGGAGUCAAUUUUGCACAAUUUACUCACAGGUAAUCUGCAUGGGAUCAAGGGAACGGCACUGAUUAGAGGAUUGUUUGCAAUCAAAGAAGACAAUUUACGGGAAAAGGCGUACAGUUUACUGAAAGACACUGAAUAUGAGAUUGAAGCUUCCGUACUGAUUGAGUCAAAGUGUCCAACCAUUUCAACAAGGCCCAAUCCUUUGAAAAGCUCGGUACUCAAGUGGUUAAUAAAUGAAAAUCUGUACGGCUUUCCAUGGAGAAAUGAGAAAAAGUCAAUCCAAUUGAGUAUGGAUGACCAGAGUGAAGCAACCCUUAGUCCAUUGUCAAGUUCACCCAUCAAGCCUUUUCAUUAUUCAAUCAAUCUAUUGUUUCUUCCAAGUCCAUCAUCAAUGGUUAAAGGUUCACUUGAUUUAAGGUUUACUUUGAAUGGAACCACUAAACACUGUUUAUUUCUUGUUGGUCCACAAUUGUCCAUCACUUCUGUUUCAGCUUAUUCAAUCAACUUGCUCACAAAUUACAGGCGGAAACAAUUGAUUUUCAACUCGUUUCAUUAUCGACCCAACAAUUUGUUUGCAAUUCAAUUUCAAAAUUUUCUUGAACCAGGCAACUAUUCAAUCCAUUUAACCUACACAGGCAACUAUUCAUCAGCCAUAGCUAAAGGUUACCAACAGCAAUCCAAUGGAGGCUCAUCCAUGUCUCUAGGAACGGUUGAGUUAAGAGGUGGUUCCAGAUUAUUUCCAGUCUUUAAUCAUUCUCUCGAUUCACCUACAAGUUUCAAUAUUAACCUUGUUUACCGUUUAACUGCUGAUGAACCUUUAAUUUCAAGUUCAUCUAAUCAUCACCCCGAAGGUGCAACCAUCAUUCAUUCAGCUUCAACUCUUUUUGAUCAAAUUUUACCUUCACAAUUGAGGAUUACUUUGGCACCUGAUAGUGUUCGCCUGGUUCAUUUGAAAGAGUUGAUUGAUGUUAAUGAAACAGUUUUGCAAAAUUUAGAUAACUCUAUUUGAUUCAAUUGGAGCAAUUCUGUGAAACUAAAGGACCCUCUGAAUCGCUAAUAAUUGAAUCUAAAUUUUAUCAAACAGUAUUUACAAUAUUUGUUAUCGUUCUUUUUGUUUCAUCAAUCCAAUUGUAAUACGUUUUCAUUUUUUAUUUUGUACAAAAAACACAAAAUACAACCAAUUUUAAUCUUGUUCAAGACUUGAAAUAUUUAAUACAAUAGGGAAGCUAUUUUCGUUCAUUUGUUCAAAUUCGUAAGACUUUUAAAAGACACAGAAUGAAUCGCGAAGACAAGAUUGUUUAAAACAAAGAUUUGUAUGAGUUUACAUCUUGUAGGUUUUAAAUAAAGGUAGUGACAUCGAA
This is a messenger RNA of Tetranychus urticae (two-spotted spider mite), 4275 nucleotides long. Its product is annotated as glutamyl aminopeptidase. Gene Ontology annotation, cellular component: membrane; cytoplasm. Gene Ontology annotation, biological process: peptide catabolic process; proteolysis. Lineage: Eukaryota; Metazoa; Arthropoda; Arachnida; Trombidiformes; Tetranychidae. The record is from RefSeq and is a predicted model, not a curated record. Gene Ontology annotation, molecular function: peptide binding; zinc ion binding; metalloaminopeptidase activity.